ACCAACCAGCGCACGAUAACCCCUUCCACCCCAAAAAACUUAUUCAUUCAUGGGUUUACAAAACACCCUUACCGACCUUUCCUCCGACUCUCUCCCCAUUUUCCUCCUAUCCAUCAUCGCCACCGGCGUCAGUUAUCUCCACUCCCUCAUCUUCACUAUCCUCCACACCUUCAACCUCAUUUCAACUCACCCCUCCGAUGACGUCAUCCAAGACGCCUUUUUGUUCGACGCCGUCGGCUCCGGCUUAGCCAGCCUCAUUCUCUUAGCCGACCAGCUCAGCUUAAACCGCGCCGGCUCCUACAAAUACAGCUUAUGUGCCGAAGGUUCGGAUCCGGUGAACUCCGAUUGCGUCGUGUGUUUGAGCGGUUUCGCCGACGGUGAGCACGUGCGCAAGUUAGCAUGCCGGCACGUGUUCCACAAGGAGUGUUUUGACGGCUGGCUUGACCAGCUUAACUUUAAAUGUCCGUUGUGCAGGUCGCCGUUGGUUUCCGAUGAGCGCGUGGUUGUCACGCGCCGACGGUUGACGCAUGACGUCAUGGAUUGGUUCUCUGUUAGAUGAUGACGUAUGCAUAUGUUGUUCUGACUUCUGAGUUGGUUGUAGAGAUGUAUUUGAGUGUUGGAGAGGUGUUCUUUGCUCUGGAUUUGGAUAUUCUGGCUCUGGAAAAAGUUGUCUUAUUGUUUUUUUAUUAAUCUGUUUUUUUAUUAAUCUGUUCAAAAAAAAUCAAGAUUCAUUCCAGGGUUUUAUUCCAGGUUCUUGUAUGGUUUUUAACUGGAAAGGGUUGAUGGCAAUUUUGACAUUGAAGGGUUAUCUUA
Molecule: messenger RNA, 813 nt
Organism: Helianthus annuus (common sunflower)
Lineage: Eukaryota; Viridiplantae; Streptophyta; Magnoliopsida; Asterales; Asteraceae
Product: E3 ubiquitin-protein ligase RHA2A
Exons: 1
Coding region: 50-559 (169 amino acids)
Biological process (GO): protein ubiquitination
Molecular function (GO): ubiquitin protein ligase activity
Source: RefSeq, a predicted model, not a curated record